AUGGGGCAACAAGCCGCUGCAAUGCAGGUACAAGAUGCAGAGGGUCGAUUCGACAAGUUCGGCUUGUGGAACUUCCAGGGAAUCGCCUUUCAUGUUUGCAGCGCUUUUUCUCGCUUCAUGACUGCUCAAAGGAGCAACAGUGAUGCAGAGGGAAUUUGGUAUACUAGCACGUACAACAAUCCAGAAAUGCAGACUGUUAUUGCGGACUUCAGAGAGAACAUUGGAAGACUCCAAAUUUCAGAAUCUGAAGCCUCUCUGCGGUGGAUCUACUACCAUUCAAAGUUGCAGAAAGGUGACGGUGUGAUUCUGGAAGCCAGCUCGGGGCCUGAACUCGCUCAGCAUAUCAAGGAUAUCGCCAAAGAUUUGCUUUGCAAGAGACUGCGUGGUCCGUAG
Molecule: messenger RNA, 393 nt
Organism: Penicillium hordei
Lineage: Eukaryota; Fungi; Ascomycota; Eurotiomycetes; Eurotiales; Aspergillaceae
Exons: 4
Coding region: 1-393 (130 amino acids)
Source: RefSeq, a predicted model, not a curated record